CAUCCCACCACUCACCACAGCCGCCACCUCAAGAGUUCUGCUCGAUGAGUCGCCAUGAACACCCGAUCCAGCGUAUGCUGACGGCCAACGCCCAGUGGGCUGAGGACGUCCAGAGGGCUGAGCCUUCGUUUUUUGAGCAGUCUGCCAAGGGCCAGUCCCCCCAUACGCUCUGGAUCGGUUGCGCAGAUUCUCGAGUACCAGACUCUAUCGUCACUGGCUCAAAACCAGGUGAAAUCUUUGUCCAUCGCAAUAUCGCGAACCAGCUCAAAUUGGACGACUACAAUGCCCUGUCCGUCCUUCGCUAUGCUGUCGACUAUCUCGGUGUAGAACACGUUGUCGUCGUUGGCCACACCGAGUGCGGUGGUGCAGCAGCCUGCCUUGCCGCCGCUCAGGACGUCAACCUCGACCUCGACAAGCCCAUCGCCACCGUCGGCUCUCUCCCUCCCGACUCGUCGCUCAACAGGUGGCUCGAGCCUCUCACCCGACUUGCCGUGUCGCUCGAGCUGUCCAGUACCCCCCACGAGGAGGCUCUUCCUCUGGUCGUUGAAGAGAACGUGAAGAUGCAGGUUGAAAACCUGGCCAAGACGCAUGCUAUCACGGAGGCAUGGACCAAGGGCACCAGGAAGGGACAGGAUGUCUGGAUCCAUGGAUGGGUCUACGAUAUCUCGACUGGAAAGUUGAGGGACCUCAACGUUUCUCGAGGCCCUCCUCCCAAGAAACCUCUCGCUGAAACCCCGGUCUGCGCUGAACCUGAGGAGUACAUCCCUGUUGACGAACCUGUCUACGGGCAACCCAGCGAUUACAUCCACGUCGACAACGCUCUCCCCUAUUACUAUGAGGAACCCGAGGAGUACAACCCUAUCAAGGCUGGCCCGGCUCACUAUGGAGUGAGCGAGGAAUACGCCCAAGUCGACAAACCUCCCAAGGCUGGUCCGAUUCAGGUCUUUGCUUGAAUAUAACUACCCGAAUUACAACACGGACGGACAUAUCUAUAGCUACUAGUACAUACAAUUCACAAUUCAGAAACAGAAGCAAAUUAGUGUAAUCCAACAAGAAGUUACUUAUUAGAAAUGGUCAAACUAUUGGUUUA
Molecule: messenger RNA, 1090 nt
Organism: Coprinopsis cinerea okayama7#130
Lineage: Eukaryota; Fungi; Basidiomycota; Agaricomycetes; Agaricales; Psathyrellaceae
Product: carbonic anhydrase
Exons: 4
Coding region: 45-953 (302 amino acids)
Biological process (GO): cellular response to oxidative stress; cellular response to carbon dioxide
Molecular function (GO): carbonate dehydratase activity; zinc ion binding
Source: RefSeq, a predicted model, not a curated record